This is a messenger RNA of Malania oleifera, 1079 nucleotides long. Its product is annotated as ubiquitin-conjugating enzyme E2-17 kDa. Gene Ontology annotation, cellular component: nucleus. Lineage: Eukaryota; Viridiplantae; Streptophyta; Magnoliopsida; Santalales; Ximeniaceae. Gene Ontology annotation, biological process: protein polyubiquitination. The record is from RefSeq and is a predicted model, not a curated record. Gene Ontology annotation, molecular function: ubiquitin conjugating enzyme activity. The transcript is spliced from 5 exons. Bases 370 to 816 code for a protein of 148 amino acids.
UGAAUAAUUAUCAUAAUUAAAGUAGCAGAAUAUUUAGGCAGCGGAGAUUCAUUUACAUCUCCGGACCGCGUCGGCUUUAGGGCACUUUCGGCGAAAAUCAUUUCAAAGGGAAAACCACCAGGGAAGGGGCCCGCAGAAAGAAAGCAUAACCCGUUUUCAGGGGGUGCCCCGACCACAUCCAUGAUCCAACCCAUUCAUUCAUUCUCCAUUUCCCAGACAAGGCUUUCUCCCUCUCUCUAGUCUAUAUAUGCACAAAAUCGCCUAGCCCUCUUGUUCUUCUUCUCGCUCUUCGUCUUCGCCUCGCAAUCUAACCCCUACGCUCGAUCGCCAAUCCAGAGGAGGAUCUGAUCUGCUCUCUCGGGUUUCGCCAUGGCUUCGAAGCGGAUCUUGAAAGAGCUUAAGGAUCUCCAGAAGGAUCCUCCCACGUCCUGCAGCGCCGGACCUGUUGCCGAAGACAUGUUUCACUGGCAAGCUACAAUUAUGGGUCCCCCAGACAGCCCUUAUGCAGGGGGUGUUUUUCUAGUCACUAUCCAUUUUCCUCCAGAUUAUCCAUUUAAGCCACCGAAGGUGGCUUUCAGGACAAAGGUUUUCCACCCAAAUAUUAACAGCAAUGGGAGCAUUUGUCUUGACAUCUUGAAGGAGCAGUGGAGCCCUGCCCUUACCAUUUCUAAGGUGUUGCUUUCAAUUUGUUCACUGUUGACGGACCCAAACCCAGAUGAUCCCCUUGUGCCAGAGAUUGCUCAUAUGUACAAAACUGAUAGAAGCAAGUACGAGACAACCGCGAGGAGCUGGACUCAAAAGUAUGCCAUGGGCUAAAAGUGCUAUUGGUAUGUGUGAGCGAAGGUUCUGCAUUUGUCAAAAAUACUUUGCUUGUUUGCUCCUAUGUAAUAUUGAAGUUCGUUCUGUCAAAAAAACAAAAGCAUGACGUUCAAAACAUGGCGUCUGUUAAAAAGCGGGAAAGUAACACAACAUUAUUCUUCCUUUUUUUUUUUUUUUAAAUCCUUUUAAAUUACAUGUACGUUAAAUUUGAUCUUUGGAAUUAUGGGAACUGCAAAUAUGGUGCUAAAAACAUUUCAGAA